AUGCCAACUCCCAGAGUAAUCUACCAACCCAGACCAGGCAGUCCCAUUGACGUCGACCGGGUAUUUUACGGACGCUUGGGUCAGGAGACGGAGACCCGCAACCAGAUCGAACAGUUCGUGGUGCCAAUACGCUCCGGCAGAGCCUGGCCGGUACUGGCAGGCCAGAUAUGCCGCAUCGUCGUGGUGGAAGGGGCGCAGGUGGCCGACUUCAACGCCUGGAACCUCAAUAAUCCCAGAGAACGGUUCUGGGCGGCCCGCACCAAGCAGCUGCACCGAGCCCACGUCACCACGUUCGACCGGCUAUGGUCGUGCCUCCCGUACCUGCGCCCCAUGCUCACCAUCACCGCAGACACGGUGGACUAUCCUCUGGACGAGGACGGCGCCGGAUGUCAUGACCUGCUGGGCACCCGCUGCGAUCCAUACGUUCACAAGAUGCUGAAUGGCGAGGAAUUCGACUACUGCUGCCACUCGAACUUGGUGCGGGCAGUCGCUCCGUACCAUCUCGAUGAGAGCGACGUUCACGACGUUCUCAACAUAUUCCAGGUGACCGGACUUACCACCGACGACCGCUACUUCGUGAAGCCCUCGCCGGCCAGGCAGGGAGACUACUUCGAGUUCUUCGCAGAGAUAGACCUGCUCUGCGCCAUUUCCACUUGUCCCCAAGGAGACCUGUCGGUCCAGGCUUGGGGACAAGACGCCGACGAUCCCAUCGACACCUGCCAUCCGCUGGGCGUCGAGAUUUAUCAGCCCCAUCCCGGACUCAUGGAAGGCUGGCAGUCGCCUCCAACGAGCGAUUACCGAGGCAUCCACGGGCUUGACCGUCCAUAA
Molecule: messenger RNA, 828 nt
Organism: Geodia barretti
Lineage: Eukaryota; Metazoa; Porifera; Demospongiae; Tetractinellida; Geodiidae
Source: the annotation of a GenBank genome assembly